AUGUCGCCUUCGUCGCUGACAUCUGAGAUCCUUCAAGUUUUUGACAAUCUCGAGCCUUCCCUUAUAUACAGUUCAAUUUGUGCAUCGCCGGUCCAGUCCGCUGCACCACUUUUAUCCCCUACAUCCGAGUGUAUCACCGACCGUUGCCACCACCCGACGAGGUCUCCACCCAAGCUGGAGUGGUUCUGGGCUAGCAAAACGGAUCCUGGCUCUGGGGAGACAGCCAGCAAGAAGAUGUCACAGCCCUCGUCUACUGAGGCCCCAGUGCUGACCCCUCAGUUCUGUUUCGAUGAGAGGCUUCUCCGAGAUUUCCUUCGGCUAUCCCGGUCUACUAUUGAUGACUCAAUUACGCAGAAUUUAAAUGCGCUAGUAACACCCUCGCGCGAGGGGUUCGAUCCAUCCUCUACUGCCAUGCGACAGACCGAUUCAAGAGCUCGAAAAGCGAUUGACCCCUCGGCAUGUCAGGGUUUCAAAGAUAAAGUGCUAUUUCCAUCAUGGCAGGCUCGAUCAGAUGUCCUCAAUUACUGCGCGGGAGUUGCAACCAGCCCCGAUCCCGAUGAUCCGGAUCUGAUACUGCGAGAGACAGAAUCUGCGCGAGAUCGGGAGCGAGUUGUCAAUGAGCGAUUAGAUCCAUACUCGGCCCGUUUCUUCCCUCGAGAAGCCCGGACGGAAUCAUUAGCAAACUUGAUUCGUAACCAGCGUACCGUGGAGGAGAUCAUCCGAGCUCGGACAUGGGGCAUGGUGACUGAGAGGUGCGCCGGGUCUUCUCCUUCAUGGGAGGAUGCCCUGAAUACUUGGAGACACACUCAUCAGCGAUGA
Penicillium subrubescens is the source of this 819-nucleotide messenger RNA. RefSeq names its product MIX23 family protein. Gene Ontology annotation, cellular component: mitochondrion; mitochondrial intermembrane space. NCBI's taxonomy places the organism in Eukaryota, Fungi, Ascomycota, Eurotiomycetes, Eurotiales, Aspergillaceae. Bases 1 to 819 code for a protein of 272 amino acids. The transcript is spliced from 2 exons. The record is from RefSeq and is a predicted model, not a curated record.